Messenger RNA from Scophthalmus maximus (turbot), 2220 nucleotides. It is a transcript of the gene nopchap1, whose product is annotated as NOP protein chaperone 1. Lineage: Eukaryota; Metazoa; Chordata; Actinopteri; Pleuronectiformes; Scophthalmidae. The transcript is spliced from 4 exons. Gene Ontology annotation, molecular function: box C/D methylation guide snoRNP complex binding. Gene Ontology annotation, biological process: box C/D snoRNP assembly. The record is from RefSeq and is a predicted model, not a curated record. Bases 261 to 740 code for a protein of 159 amino acids.
UGAUAUUUUGACUGUAGUGCGCAGGCGCAGAGUACAGGACUCGCUUCUGCCUGUGAGUUUUCUUUAUCAACUCCGACUCAGACAGAUGGGACUGUCUGUGUUGUAGCCUUCGUAUUGAAUGUGUGUGGAUUUAUUUUUUUACUGCCAACGUCAUUAGUUCUUCCCAUAACGACAGGGGGCGCUGUGUAAACCACUCAUCAUAAGAAAAGUCUUAUCUGACCGUUCACCCGGAAGUAGCUCUUCUCAGGAACCACACGUUGAUGAACAGAAGUGUCGCCUCAGAAAUGGAGCUCAGCGCGGAGAAGACGAGUUCACAGGCUCUGCUGUCGUGCGGAAAGGGAGCAGGUCUCAGUGAGAAGCUUCUCCUCAAGCCAAGGGCCGGCACAUCCCUGCACACAGAGAGAGUCCCGAGAAGCAGUGUGUUGGAGCGGCUGCAGAGCUUCCUGCCUCAGAUGGCUGAAGCCAACGAGAAGCUGAAGCAGCAGAUGGAGGAGGCCCCUGUCGGACACUUUGACAUAGAGAGCGUGGAGAAUGCACAGAGGGUCAUAGAGAUGGAUGUGGCUCUGGUGGAGCUCAGCGGGUCGGACACCGACUCUGAAGAGGAAGAAGAUUCAUCGAACUCUGAGGAGUCGGACUCUGAUGAAGAGCAUGAGAUCACUGAGCAGAACCUUAAACUACCUAGAGACAAAGGCAGGCAGAAGAAAGCCAACAUCCAGGUUCUGAACGUGCAGGUGGAGUAGACGAGUCAGGCGGACAGACGUUUGGCUUGGAAUCGAGUUAUUUUCCCUCCUGAGGUAAUGUGCGUGUGACAGGAUAUCUGCCUCAGGAGUAUUUCAAGCUGCUUCAUGGACACAGAAAUGUUAAACAGAAAAGUCCUGCGUGGAGGCCAACCAGUCAUCGGAGAGAGAGAAAGGAAUGAGCUUUGGAGCCAGAGGAUAUUGUGAUCACCUUGUCCAGUCUGUGUCCUUUUAUUUUACAUGCAACAUUUAGGCAAAACAUGUCAUAUGAAUUCAAGCACAGUCGAGAGGAAAGCCUGUGCACUGUUCACACUCUGCUACAUUCAGAUUAAACCUAACAUGUUAGCCUCUUAAAAUAAUCCUGAUAACACUGAGUUAAAACUUUCUCAUUGUGUUGCAAACCAAACUCAGUACUGGUAAGAAUCCUCAUCGCUCCCUGGAACAGCCCGGCUUCCGCUCGUCAUGGACUCGUUCUCCACAAGUUCUGCUUUGUCCACAAGAGCAGCUCACAGUGGCUGAACACUGGUGCUGGUCACUUAAGUUCACCGGAAGCAGCUCGAGCUGGCGUUGACUUUGUGUCUUGGAUCAUCAUCAUGCCUAAAGAUGUGGCCAGAAAGGGAAGAACAUGGUCGGCAACAAAAUACUCCCCACACCAGUACACCAGCAGCUGAUUGGCUCCACUGAUUCAUGCUGCUGACGAGCAUCUGCAGCCUCAGCAGAAAUCCAGUCGAUCACUCUGAGACACUGAUGCGUUGACCUCACAGGCGAGAGCUACUUUGUCUGAAAAUCCUCCUCACUCUGUAAUGAAGUGGGCGUUUUCUCAUCUAAUCUUCUGCUCUCCUGGUAACUGCCUCCUUUAAAAGACCGUUUUUCAGACAUGGUGGCAGGAUCAUGGAUUCAAACUGCCAACAAAACCUCUCGAAGACAAUAAUGUGAAAUCUGUCCCACAAUCCCCUUCUCUCUUGAUUGUUCAGGCUUUGAGCUCCCAGAAUCUCUCUGUUAGAGAGGUUCUGUUAGAUGUGUUCUGUUUCUACUGUAGCAGACACGUUUGUGUAAACCCAGUCCAAUUGUAGAGCAACACAAUACUCAUAUGUUUGAUUAACACAAAAUGAACAUUCUAACCUUUAUAACUGUUGCAUUUCAUCUCAUUCUCGCAGUGUUGUUUCACCAACAGGAACAACUGUACUAUGUGAACCUCAUUCAUACUUUAUGUACGCUGAAUUGUGAGCUGCAUUUCUGAUUUUGACCAAAAGUUAUUUUAGAUUUAGGUAUUUAAUAGAUUAAUUCAUGCAUCAGGGUUACUUGUAUAUCACAUACUGUAUAUUAUGUGCAGGAAUAUAAUGGAAUGUCUGUAAAGUUUCUGUGCAUGAAAUGUGCUUAUGCAUUCACAUAUGAAAAGUGAGCAAAUAUAAUUUACCCUUUACUAAUGCAGACAUUUGUUUUUAUUAUUUUGCAUUAAAAACAAAACAAAAUGCCAAUCAAA